This is a messenger RNA of Siniperca chuatsi (mandarin fish), 2577 nucleotides long. RefSeq names its product coiled-coil domain containing 14 (gene ccdc14). NCBI's taxonomy places the organism in Eukaryota, Metazoa, Chordata, Actinopteri, Centrarchiformes, Sinipercidae. Gene Ontology annotation, cellular component: centriolar satellite. Bases 212 to 2269 code for a protein of 685 amino acids. The record is from RefSeq and is a predicted model, not a curated record. Gene Ontology annotation, biological process: protein localization to centrosome. The transcript is spliced from 12 exons.
GAUUGGUCAGCUACAUGUUUCCUGUUUGAAACUUGUUUCAUCCGGAACCCGUAGAAAUUAAACAAAGCCGUACAUGGAGAAAACGCUUCAAACGUAACAGCUAAAGUCCAAAAAGUCUCCACUGUGUUUGAAAGCACAGAAAAAGCAAAUUUUGGCCAGCAGGCUUAACAUUUCAGCCUAGUGCGGUAGUUGACGGAAGCUGUUAUUAACCAUGAAAGGAACAGCUAAAUGCAAGGUGGUGACAUCGGGGAGGCUGACAGGAGGAGUCAAAGUGCAGCCGGCAAGGAGAAGAGUGACUCCAAAUCCAGGACCUGCAGCCUGCCCUGAGCCAGCCUACUCUUUGUACUCCACGGACUCUGAAGACCAGGUAAUUUCUCUCCAUAAGGGUCUGGACCAGUGUGCUGCCUUGCUCAGUGGCAUCCUUCAGGCUGAGAAGGCAGUCUUGCCAAGCCUUCCCAGAGCAGUAAAGGGCAGGGCAGCCAAAUCAAGACCAUCUGCCUCAUUGGGGAAGAAGACCGCCAAGAAACUACCUUCAAAGACCGGGUCACAAAAUGAGCGGCAACCAGGAGUUUCAGUGAAUGACAGCCAGCGUCCCCCUACAGAUUCUGCCUGUAGACUCUUCUCAGCAUCAGUCCAGCGUGGACCAGGCAGCACCACUCCAACAACAACACAUCAGUCUGCUGUUCCAUCUGCACGCUCAGAAGUGAAGUUCCAUCCACCUCAGAAACAACCUCGCACCCUGCUGCAGUCUCACUUACCUCCUUCACACAACCAAACACUGCAGCACCUCUCCCCUACCACUCCUCCACCACAGCCCCAGAUGUCCAACCCUCCACCCCAGCCCCAGACCUCUGCCCCUCCACCCCAGACCUCCAUCCCUCCACCCUACUCCACCCCUCACUCAGGCUGGCCGCCUCUCCCUCAGACUGACUGCCAGGCUGCUUCUGAAGCUCCACAUGCACACUGUAAGGCAGAGUGUGAUAGUGAAGAGGAGGAGUUUGUUCCUGUGAGAGACAUCAAUACCCAAAGCACUGCUGCAGACACACACACAGCUGUCAGACACACACACACACACAUAGACACCUGUAUCAUGAAGAUGUCAAACAUGCAGCUGGAACCUGGACAGGUUAAUAAAGUUCCUCAGGACACACACAGCGUGGAGGACUGCAGUGCAGAGACAGAAGUGAAGACAGUUCAGUAUCUGCUGGGAGAACUCAAGGCUCUGAUCGCUGGACAAGGCAGUGUAGCAGAGAGGCUGCUCAGUCAUCUGGAGCAGACUCUGUCCUCACCACUGAUGAAUGUUGGUCGUUCAAACAUCCAGACUGAACCAGACCUAUCAUCUAUACACAGCCAGAACACUCAGCUCCGCAGGCAUGUGAGUAUUCUGAACCAGCAGUUACAGGAGAGAGAGAAAGCAGAGAAACAACAAGACAUCUCUGACAAACUCUGUAACUCAGAAGUGUUGACUCUGCAGGAGGAGCUCACUACCACUCAGUCCCGACUGCGGGAACUUGAGGAUGCCCUCACAGAACUACGGACAGCCCUUCAGGACACACAGAGCCAGCUGAGAGACAGAGAGGCAGAGAAUGCACUCAUCAAGACAGACUUGAAGGCCACUAGAAGCAGGUUGCUGGACAGUGAGCAAGAGAAGAGUGAGUUGGCUUCACUCGCCCAACAGAGAUUGGAAGAGAUAGGAAACCUUAACAGGAUUCUUCAGAGACGGGAUUCAUCAGAUUGUACUGCUGUUGUUGACAGCUCAGUGUCUCUGCUAACAAAACAACAUUUUAACCAACACCAGCACAGACAGGAGCCAGCAGAGCCCCCCACUGACCGUAUUACCCAAUACCUGAUGUCUCUGGGUCAGCUGGAGCCCACACACACUGAGCAUGUGUAUGUGGUUGCAGAGAGAGAAGGAAACACACUAGAGCAAAAGAAACUGACCUCAGUCCAGCUGAGAGACACAUUCAGAUCUCAGCGAGGUGACAAACCUUCAGAGACUUCAGCCCGUCACCAAAACUCUCAUCUUGACCAAUCACAUUGUUUAGAUGAAGUCCAGUCAUGUGGGCAGCGACUGGAGAAGGAGCAUAGGCAACUGUUGAACUCCACACUGUGCCAACAUGACAUGGAAUCUGUGUGGUCUGAUUGGAGCACGAGGUCAGGGUUAAUCUUUGACACCAGAGAUGAGGCAGCGUUCAGAGACGGCCUUGCUGCUCUGGAUGCUAGCAUAGCCAAUCUGCAGAAGACUAUUCAACUGGAUCUGGGGAAGUGAUACACACUCAGCUUCACUUUGCAGCUUGUGCUUUCACAAAACAUGUCAUAAUGCAUAGCCUGUACUGUAUGAUGCAUUUUGCCAUUUUUAAUAAGUGAUAUUUAAGAUUGGAAAUAAAGCAUUUUUAAUUUUUUUUUUCUUGGUUUUGAUGACAGUACUGGUGACAGAGACACAUGACAGGCAAAGUUUUAGCAGCAGCCUGGUUUGUUCGCACUGCCUGGGAUCGGUUUUUCAAACCUGUCAGAAGUCAUGCAGCACUAAACUUGAGAAAAUUCAACUGCAAUAAAAAUGCCAAGUUUUGAUGGUAA